This is a messenger RNA of Camelina sativa (false flax), 1132 nucleotides long. RefSeq lists its product as uncharacterized. Gene Ontology annotation, biological process: arachidonate secretion; phospholipid metabolic process. NCBI's taxonomy places the organism in Eukaryota, Viridiplantae, Streptophyta, Magnoliopsida, Brassicales, Brassicaceae. Gene Ontology annotation, molecular function: A2-type glycerophospholipase activity. The record is from RefSeq and is a predicted model, not a curated record.
AGGGAUGGGUAGGGAUAGAGUAAGCGUUUCCGAGGUUGUCAUUUGCUUUAAGGAAAAAAUCAAAAACCUCUGUCUGUCUUCUUCUUCUUCUUCUUCUUCUCGCAGCGUCUCUCUCUGUUAAUUUCCCUCUCCUGCAGAAGAGCCAAGAGAUGAAUUUUGGGUUGCCUGGUAUUUCCUGGUUUGGCAGCAUCACCUCGAAGAAGGAUGUACCUAUGAUUGAAACCGUGACAUCGACAACAUCUCUUGUGGAACAGCCAGAGCAAAGGAAAGCAACAAUGUCUAUCCUGGAACAGCCAGAGCAAGGGAAAUCGACAAUGUCUAUCCUGGAACAGCCAAAGCAAGGGAAAGGAUUGUUUGAUAUCAAAAUAUGGACCUGGUCCUUUAGUUCAGCACUUCCUUGGGCUGCAAAUGCUGCUGAUGGAAAGCAGAAACCUACUACUAUAAAUAGAGGGUUAAAAAGGCAUGCCCUUUCUCGAAGGUCCUCUAGAUCGAACGCUGUGAAUACUGUUUAUCGGUUUAGACCUUAUGUUUCGAAGGUUCCCUGGCACACAGGAACGAGGGCGUUUCUCUCACAGCUUUUUCCGAGAUACGGACAUUAUUGUGGACCUAACUGGUCUAGUGGGAAAGAUGGGGGUUCCAUGGUUUGGGAUCAGAGACCUAUUGACUGGUUAGAUCAUUGCUGUUAUUGCCAUGAUAUUGGUUAUGAUACUCAUGACCAGGCAGAGUUGCUAAAAGCUGACAUGGCGUUUCUUGAGUGUUUGGAAUCAAACAAGCGCGUAGUUACAAGGGGAGAUGCUCAAGUUGCUCACUUUUACAAAACGAUGUGCAUAACAGGUCUAAAGAGCAUACUAAUACCCUACAGAAGCUACCUUGUGAAGAUACAAUACGGGCAAAAUUUACUCGACUUUGGCUGGUUAAUGAACAACCUCAGCAAGAGAAGCUGGAGUUUUCAGAAGAAUUGAGACAUAAUCCCUGUACAUAGAAGUCGUAAAGAGAAGGAAUCUGAGGAUUAGGUUCGGUAGUAUAGAUAAAAUAUAUGAAAAUGUGGAAACGCUAGUAAGUGGUGUGUGUCUUUUGAACCCGUUGUGUAUGUUUGGUAAUAAUAUGAUCCGAUCAUUUUGUUUGAAUGCAA